Molecule: messenger RNA, 1446 nt
Organism: Salvia splendens (bonfire salvia)
Lineage: Eukaryota; Viridiplantae; Streptophyta; Magnoliopsida; Lamiales; Lamiaceae
Product: two-component response regulator ORR4
Exons: 2
Coding region: 800-1369 (189 amino acids)
Biological process (GO): cytokinin-activated signaling pathway; phosphorelay signal transduction system
Source: RefSeq, a predicted model, not a curated record
UGUAAUAAUCGUUUAAAAUCAUGUUCCACGAAUAAUCUAUAGGAGUACAUAUCUCUAUCUCCAAUACAAUGAUCCCAAAAUAGAAAUAAAUCCUGAUUUUGUGAUUCACCUCAAAAAGCACGUCACAUUCUGGAUUUCCUAUACAAAAUAUUUAACUUUACCCACUUGCUAUACAUACAAAUACUUUUCAUUUAUUUUUAUUCUUCCUUCUGCACAAUCUUACAAUAUUCUGUCUCUAAGAAAAUCUCGGCAAAUUAUAUUUUAAGGCAACCCAUUAAACAACUUGAAAAAGAAAAUAAAAAAAUCACCCCAAACAAUCGUACUAGCAUUCAUAAUUAUUUUAGGAAAAAAUAAUGAUACACACAAUCAAAAUAGAUAUUGAAACGAAGAUCAUACGUGUAAAUAAUAAUAUAUACGAUUAUGUAAAUGAAAAUUAAAAAAAUAAUUAUGAAGAUCACGUUGGAAGUCUAUAUUGGCAUGUUACCAUAAUAAUAAUAUAGGAGUAUAAUGGUGAAGAGACAAAUACUCGUAUGUAGCCCUAGAAUUGUCAAAGGGCCAAAUAGUUCCAUUAAUUUAUACCAAUUCAAGAUCCUUUCCAUUAUUUUAAAAAAUCAAAUCCAAGCAAAAGCGAGGGAGGAAAAUACUAAACAAAGUUCUUUCCUUCAAAAAUCAACAUACAAAAUCAUCAAGAUUCUGAAUCAUUUCCUCAUCUUCUUCAUAUCUUCCAAUAUCUCUCUUCCUAAUUCAUAUAUAUAUUGUGCAUCACCAUUGCAACCUUCUUCUCCAAUUCUCAUUAACAAUGAAUAGAUUAGGAGCUGAAACGCAGUUUCAUGUGCUUGCUGUUGAUGAUAGCAUCAUUGAUAGAAAGUUGAUUGAGAGGCUUCUCAAAACUUCCUCUUAUCAAGUUACUGCUGUGGAAUCUGGAGUUAAGGCUCUUGAAUUCCUGGGAUUGGUUGGGGAUGAAGAAGAUGAAGAAGAAUUUUCAAAUUCAAAUUCAGAUUCAGAUUCAGAUUCAGAUUCAAAUUCAAAGUGCCAAAGAGUUGAAGUGAAUCUGAUCAUCACAGACUACAGCAUGCCAGCAAUAACCGGCUACGAUCUCCUUAGAAAAAUCAAGAAAUCGACGUCGUUGAGAGACAUUCCUGUGGUGAUUAUGUCAUCGGAAAAUGUUCCGUCAAGAAUCAACAGCUGCUUGGAACAUGGAGCUGAGGAAUUCUUCCUGAAACCAGUCAGGCAAUCUGAUGUGAACAAGCUGAGGCCACAUCUGAUGAGAGCCCAAAAAAAUAUCCCAAAUCUAAACAAGAGAAAGCCUGUUGAAGAAUGCCUCUCGCCUGAUCGGAUAAGGGCAAAAUUGAAUCAUGAUUUGGAAUGAUUUUUUUUUCUUUUUUUUUUUAGAAUCUUUAGUAGUAUCAAAAUUUUGGGUUAUUUGAUUUAUUCACAAAGGUAGAA